Orbicella faveolata is the source of this 813-nucleotide messenger RNA. RefSeq names its product caspase-8-like. NCBI's taxonomy places the organism in Eukaryota, Metazoa, Cnidaria, Anthozoa, Scleractinia, Merulinidae. The record is from RefSeq and is a predicted model, not a curated record.
CCUACCGCCUAUAGCAUCAGGCCUUUUUGUACUCGUGGAGUAUGCCUCGUAAUAAAUAACGUACGAGAAUUAGGGUCUGGGGUAGAAGAAGAAGUAGAGAACAAGCUUAUUGGCACGUUCAAGUGCUUCUCCUUUGAAAUACGAGUCCGACGCAAUCUUAAGACGUUACAAAUGUACCAAGUCGCCAAAGAAUUUGCAGACAAAGAUCACAGCGAAUUCGACUUAUUUGUUGUCAUUAUCAUAUCACAUGGUCAAGGUAAUGACAUUUGGGACGUUGAUGGAGGGAAGGUAAGCCUUGAACAAGUGAUGACCGAGUACACAGCAACAAAAUGCCCCUCUCUGCGGGGCAAACCCAAGAUGUUUUUUGUUGAGCGAGUUACAUUCGUGCAGCCCCCUAGCGUCGAGGAUGGUUCAAUCCAAGCGCAAUGUUCCACAGAUAGAGGGACAGAGCCGCGUCCAGCUUUUCCCUUGAACGUCGGGAAUAAUUGUCCUGAAGGGGCUGACUUCCUGUUAACUUGGAUGACCUCUGCAGUUGACAAAGCCAAGCCAGUGCCGGAGGAUUUGUCUAUUCAGGUGUUGAUCGAGGCCAUUAAAAAGGAUGGCAGGCACCUCCAUAUGCUUGAUAUUUUGACUAAAGUGAACGAGUGUAUGGCAGACAAACAUCGUUCAAACGGAGUCAUGGCCGCUCAAGUGUCAUAUCAGAAUCAUACACUGAGAUCUGAAGUGUACCUAACUAACGAGGGCUAUAGAAAGGAGGCGAAAGUACCCGACAAAUUGACUCAGAAGACUGCAGAACUUUCGGCCAAGUUUUAA